AUCCUCCCAACUCCCACUUCCCACUUCGUACGAAAGAAAAAAACUAUGAAAAGAAAAUAAAACAAACGCACGUAGGCAUGUCCCAACUCCCACUUUCCUUCUCCCAAAUCCCUCGAUCUCGUUGCUCCCCGUACAAGAAUCGGCGUCGUGGACCUCCUCACGCCUACGGCGACCUCUAGCGGUUACACACAGAAGCCCUUGCCAUCUCAUCGUUCUUCACCGGGUCUAGGAGGAGCUCGACGCGGGAAGGAAGACGAGCAGGAGGGCCGUGUCGCCGCAGCGAUGAAGGAGGCCCAGCGAGUGGCAACGGGUGGCGGUAGACCGGCUGGUGGCCCAACGGACGGCGGGACACCGACUGGUGGGUGAUGGCGCAAUGGACAGCGGGAGAUUGGUUGGUGGCAUCCGACGGCGGGAGGCGCUGGGGAUCGUGGGAGGAGCACGUAACCGGCGACAUGGUCAUGCGCUCCUUCCUGUACGGCCCUUCCGACGUCGCCGUGAUGAAGAAAUCCCUUCCGCCUGGUCUCCACGACACAACCACGAGCUUCGAGGUGCUGGCAGCGUUCUUGUGGCGCGCAUGCACGGCGGCGCUGGCUCUCCGGUCGGACGAGGAGACGCGGCUGGUGACCGUCGUCAACAUGGGGAGGCACUUCGCUCUAGGCCUGCCCGCCGGCUAUUACGGUUACGCCUGCGCCAACCCGGCGGUGGUGAUGGCCGCUGGGGCGCUACUGAGCCGCCCGAUAGGAGAUGUGGUGGAUCUGGUUCGGGAGGCGAAGGCGUCGGUGACGAACGAGUACGCGCGCUCCAUGGAAGACUACCUGGUGUUGGACGGGCGGCCUGCGUUGACCGCGACGAACCUGUUCACCCUCACCGACCUCAGGCGCAUAGGCUUCGACCGUGUGGACUUCGGCUGGGGCGAGCCGGUGUACGCCGGCGCGGCCAGAUCAAUGCUCUAGGUGAGCUCGUUGAUCACCAUCAAGAACGGCAGCGGGCAGAAUGUGGUGGCCGUGCCGGUCGCGUUGGAGAGGCUGCCAUGGAGCGGUUCGCGUCUGAGAUCGAAACGUUG
Hordeum vulgare subsp. vulgare (domesticated barley) is the source of this 1063-nucleotide messenger RNA. Its product is annotated as benzyl alcohol O-benzoyltransferase-like. Bases 366 to 953 code for a protein of 195 amino acids. The record is from RefSeq and is a predicted model, not a curated record. The transcript has 2 exons. Lineage: Eukaryota; Viridiplantae; Streptophyta; Magnoliopsida; Poales; Poaceae.